GUUUACAGGACUAGGAGUGGAUUGAAAUUUUGGUUAUGGUUUAAUUAAGUUUUUUUUUUACUAAACUGUAGAAUUACAGGUACAUUGAUUUAUGCUUAAAAGAUAUAUGGAACAUAAUUUAAAAUAUGGGUGACAGUUCGGAAUCCAGGCCUUCUGAAAAGAAUGAGCAAGAAAAUGAGGAGGACAAAGAAAGCGUCCAAUCAGAAGAAAUUGAGCCAAAGUUGAAGUAUUCACGGAUUGCCAAUGACCUUCUCAAUAUCUUGUAUAAAGAUGCAGCGAGCUGUAUUGCUGUUCAUCCAAAAUUUAUUUGCAUUGGCACCCAUUUUGGAUGGAUAUACAUGCUGGAUCAUCAAGGCAACAGCGUUCGCCACAAGGACAUGUCCACAGGUUACAACGCCCACACAGUGUCUGUGAACCAGAUCAGUGUUGAUGUCAAUGGUGACUUCAUAGCCAGCUGCUCUGAUGAUGGCAAGGUUUUAAUACAUGGAUUCUAUACUUCGGAAUACAACCAUACAAUGACAUUGGGGAGGCUGGUGAAGUGUGUUGCAAUUGAUCCAAACUAUGCAAAAACUGGACGUAGGUUCAUCACUGGAGAUGAGAGGUUAGUGUUACACGAAAGAACAUUUCUGUCACGGAUCAAGUCUACAGUACUGUUUGACAUGAGUGUGGAGGGAGGGGUCCAGAACAUUCGAUGGAACGAGGCAGGUCAGCACAUCGCCUGGGCAACUCAGCUAGGUGUCAGAGUCUAUGACAUCCACAACAAGUGCUCCCUUGGUCUCAUCAAGUGGACCAAGUCAACUAAUUUCCAGAACGAGAAAGCACGCUGCAACCUCUGCUGGAAGGACACCAACACAUUACUAGUGGGAUGGUUGGACUCUGUGAGGAUCCUGAACGUGCGAAAACGCAGCCCUGCAGAGAUGGCUCUCACACCGGACUGGCCUCAGUACCUUGUGGAGAACAUACUAUCUUUCCAAACGGACUUCCUGAUUUGCGGCAUUGGACCACUUCACGAGCACUUGGUAGUGCUAGGUUACUGGAAGAAUGAGGAGGGACCCCAGCGGCCUCAGCUACAUGUGCUGGAACCACGACUGGGAGACUACGGCAGUAUCUGCACCGACAACCUCAGUCUGCGAGGCUACCAUCAAUACACAGCCUGUGACUACUACUUGGAAUGUAUAAUAGAGGAAAAUUGUUAUCUAAUUGUGAGCCCCAAGGACAUAGUCGCUGCAAGCCCGUAUGAUGCAGAUGAUAGGAUAGACUGGCUCAUUGAACAUUUUAAGUUUGAGGAUGCAAUGGAAGCGGUGACAAGUAGUGAGAAAGACUUGCAAAGGCACACUAAACUGAGCGUUGGACAGUCUUACCUUGAUCACUUGCUCUUCCUCGAACAGUACCAGGAAGCUGCUAAACUUUGUCAUGAUAUUCUAGGUAACAAUAAAAGGCUGUGGGAGGAAGAAGUGCUCAAAUUUGCUAGAGUACACCAGUUGAGGACAGUCAGUCCUUAUUUACCUCUAGACAGUAACCCUCUAGAACCUUAUAUUUAUGAAAUGGUGUUAUACGAGUUCCUAAAAACAGACCCAGAGGGAUUCCUGAGUAAGAUCAAGGAGUGGCCUCCAGUGUUGUACAACGUGCCUGCUGUAGUCAAUGCCACCCUGGAACAUCUGCUGGUGGUCAGUCAGCAGACAUUCAAGUCUGUGCUCUUGGAGGCACUAGCUCUUCUCUACUCUUACGACAACAAAUACGAUAAAGCUCUCCAGAUGUAUCUCAAGCUAGGUCACAGCGGAGUGUUUGACCUGAUAGCCAAACACAACCUGUACGGAGUCAUCCACAACAUGAUAGAAGACUUGAUGGAGCUGAAUGCUGACCUGACUAUCACGCUGCUGGAUAGCGGGGAGGUACCCCCUGACAUCGUGGUGGCCAGGCUCUCUAGCAACAAACAUCUGCUCUAUCGGUAUUUGGAUGCUCUGGACCAAAGAAAAGAUAGGUCUGCAGCAAAAAAAUAUCAUGGUUUGCUUGUUAGCCUAUAUGCUGACUUUGCUAAAGAUAAGCUACUGGCCUUGCUUCGUCGUAGUGACCAUUACCCAAUACAAGAAGCCCUCAACAUCUGCAAGGACAGGUGUUUCUAUCCCGAGAUGGUGUAUUUACUUGGAAGAAUUGGUAAUACAAAAGAGGCUCUGAAUCUAAUCACACACCAGUUAGGUGAUAUUGAAUAUGCCAUCACCUUUUGUAAGGAACACGAUGAUCCAGACCUCUGGGAAGAUCUUAUUAGCUGUUCACUCAAGAGACCAGAUUUUAUAACUUUUCUUCUACAAAGGAUAGGAACUUAUAUAGAUCCCCGCCUACUAGUUCAGAGGAUAGACAGUGGAAUGACUAUUCCUGGAUUAAAACAUUCUCUAGUUAAAUUGAUGCAGGACUACAAUUUACAGGUAUCAGUCCAAGAAGGCUGUAAAAAGAUUUUGGUCUCCGACUACUUCAAUCUUCAUGAACGCCUGGUAUGCAUGCAACAAAGAGGAGUCUUAAUAGAUGAUGAGUACUUCUGUGGGGCUUGUCAUAGAAAAGUUAUAGUUAAAGAUGUAAAUGAAAAGAAUAAUAUUGUGAUAUUCUAUUGCCAUCAUUUGUUUCAUGAAGAAUGCCUUCCACCUCUACAACUUAUUGUCAGUUGUGUCAUAUGCAAUUCUCCAAAGACCAACAAAUCUUCAAUAUUCAAUUCUACUAUAAAAUAGACUGAAAUAAUAAAUAAAAACCAAAUUUAAUUGAAUCUACAGUAAAAGUACACUAGAGCCAACAAAUAUUUUAUUUUAAGAAUUUAUCUACAAUUUUAUAAUCAUUCAUAAUUUUUAUUAUUUUGUGUUAUAAUUUCUUUCCUUGUUUACCUUUAGGCAAGUGUGAGUCAUUUAGAAAAAUCUGAAAGUGGGCCAAACAACAGGGUCUCAACACUAAUCACUGAACGAUACCAUACAAUGCAAUUUUAAGACAUAAGUAAAUUAAUAAUCAUUUAAUGAUUUGUUUGAACAAAAUUAUUUUCCAUACAGUUAUACUCUCCAUCAGAAUCAAUACAAAAUAGCAAAAUAUUUUGUUGGUAAUGUCAAUUCUAUAAAUACGUAAAUGUGUACUGUAAACAAAUGUAAAACUAAGGUAGUAAUGCUUAUAAGGUACGUUUUGUCAAUAUCCAUUCAAUAUGUUAGUUUUGACAGACUGAUUACAAAUUUUUCAAUCCUGCAUUCCAAUUGGCGAAAACCAAUUCCCCAUUCUUGAUUCUGAUUCCACCAUAUAUAAUACAUUCUGAUUCUUUACGUUCUGUAAUAGAACAUAAUAAUGGCCUGUUGUAAAGAAAUAUGUGUACAGAACUUUUCUGGAUUGUAUUGUGACAAAUUUGUUAUAACUAACAACUGUUCUCAUAAAAUCUAUUAUAUCCCUCUCCCAGUCACAUUUACUUCAGGUAUUCAUGGUGCUACCAGACCCAAUUAAUUUGCUCUGUCAGCCUCCCUCAGUCAAACUAUGUUGUGUAAGCAAACCAGCACAUUCUGUUAUUGUUGAUGUCGAUUAUAACUAUAUUAUUUCUAAUUUGGUUCAAUAUUAGCGAAUGUCGAAGCAAUAAGAAGGGUUUCUUUAUAGCAAACUACCCAUAGUAGUUCAAAAUAUUGCCACUAUAUCGCACACUUAUUGUUUCAGUCAGUAAAAUAGAGCUUGCCCAUCUGUGUAGUGCAGUAGCAAUGUGGUGCUACCCAUACUGAUCCAAGUCUUGUGUUUGGGUGAGAGUUAAAGGAAUGUAAAUUAGAUCUAUAUUUAUUGUAAAAUUAUGUAUUUUCUAUGUGGUUUUUCUACUGAUGGUGGGCUAAUAAAUAAAGUAAUACACAUUUUGUAUUUCUAUAGUAAGUCUUAGUUUCUUGCAUAUUCUGUUCUGAUAACCACCAUUUAAAACCAUUCAAACUGUCACUGAGGUAUGCAUGGUUAAGAAAGCACAAAGAACAGACACUUAAAACAAGGAAGGACAUUUUCCAGUUGUCUUUUUUUAGAUUGCAGGUUUACAAAAUUCUUAUAUACAAUUCAGAGGCACUCUGCGUCUUAGCAUAAUAAUAAUUUUUUAAUUGUACUAAAUUUUCCAACAAUUUAAAUGCUGAUUCCAUAAGUGUAUGUAACCGCAAAACUUCGUAAGAACAUGGGCCCUGUUUCACGUGAAUUUUCUUUGAACUACUGUAUAUUGUAAUCCCUGUUUUUAUGGAUUCUCUAUAUUCUGUAAGGUUAGGAGUUUAGUUGCACAAUUCAGUGCUAGAAUGUAUGUGAUGUAUCAGCUUAAUGACAAAGCUGAAGCUGUUCACUUGUUUUGCAAAAAUAAAUAUUCAAUCUUGCAAAAACAUAUUUUAAAGUUAUAAAAUAACUGCACAUGUUUUAAAGUAUCAUAUUGAAAUAAAAACUGCAAAUUGUAGCACAUUUUAUAUAAGACAUCUGUAAAAAAGAUUAUAUAUAUGUAUAUGCCACAAUUAUUUUAAAAUUCAAAAUUAAUUUAACCAUUUUUAUAUUAAAAGAAAGAAGAAAACAUGGAAAAUACAUGUAUGUUAUCACUUUUUAUUUUGGUACAAUCUUUUACUUCUAAUUUUUUUUUAACGCCCAACAUAUAAAGAGACAUGGAAUUCUGGAUGAGCUCUAAAAAUAGUAAAAUACUUAAUUAGGUUGAUAGAUUAUAAUCACUUCUGCCUGCUUUGGUGACUAAUACCAGUUUCUACCUGUUAGAAAAGGGUUUCGACACUCAAUAUUAUUACUUGGAAUAAGGUUUUCGCUACAAACUUAUGUAUUAUAACUGGCUUAAGAUCAUUUUUACAUUCCGUAGAAAUUAAGAACCUUGUUGUUCUUUUUAACUUAAAAAAAUUCACAAAUUUCAAAUUAUGUUGUCAAACAAAUUUUUGUAUUAAAAUAUUGUUCAAAAAGUAGUGAAGGAUUACUUAGUUUGCCUUCUUUGGGGAGGGAGAACAAAACCAGGAACAACUAUAUUAAAGUCUUCACUUGAACAAGCAUUUAUUGCAAGCACACUUGUGUUCUUCUUUAAAGAUGUUGUUCCCUUUCUUCUCAUGAGACUGCUCUCAUCCCUGCUUAUUGAUAUUUAUGAAACUACUGUCUAUUAGCCUGGCUAAGUUAUUAUUCUCUGUGCCUAAACACUUGUGCCAGUAACCCUUUGACAUAGAAUACAGAGAAAUUUCAAAAUGCACCUUACUCCCCUACUUAUAGAUCAGUCCCCAAAUAUAGAUCAGUCACAUUUAUGUAUACCAAAAAUAUAUAAUUUUGAUUGUAUAAAAUUCUUUUGAAAUAUUUACUUCUUUUUGACUAAUAGAGGAUGUGACACUAUGUAUUAUAAGAAGUUAUUUAUUUGUGAUACAAUCACUGUACAAUAUCUAUGCUUAUGAAUGAUUGUUUGUUUUGCAACGUAUGCUCAUGGUACAAUAAAUUGUGCUGCUGUCAUUGUGCUUUGUCAUGUUGUAUAUUUGCUCAUAACAUGGUCGUUGUGCUCAUAACAUUUAAUGUGUGGUUAUUUCUUUGUAUGUACUGCAAUUGUUGUUCUGUCUUUUGCUAAGCUACCGUUUGUUCACACUAUGUCAUGUCACUCACUUGGCGUUAAAUAGCAAGAAUCAAUGCUGUGAAAAUCGAUAUUAUUGUUCAAUUAUUAAAUCGAAUUCUUUUACUAACAAUCGUUAAAAUUUAAUAUAAAUCAAUAAUGUAUGCAGUAAAACAUUAUUUUUUACCAUAUUUCACUUUUUUAAAUAUAAAGAUGUAUUUGAAGAGGUUUCAGGAAGUGUUUUAAGUUUUAGACUUCAAACUGUUCACUGCCUUUCAAACUCCCUGCUAAAUACUUCAAAUACCUGACAGAAUUUAUGCUAGUAUGGAUAAUUUAAUAGCUGAUCACUUGCUAUCACUUUGUUUAUCUUUCUUCAAACUUGCCCCUUAGACUUUGCUAGCCUCUUAAUUUGAGAUAUCGUAAAAAUAGCAUCUAUUACAUAUAUAGACUGAUAUAUUUGUUUCAUUAAUUACUUUUGUUAACAAAACACUUCAUUAAGACCUAUUUCACGUAACCACUUAAAUGUAAAUUUAUCAUUUCAUUCAAUCGUGCAACUAGGGCUAAAUUACAAGUGAAAAAUUGGUUAAUAAAUAGCAUUGUUGUAAAUCACAUCAAGCCAAUUAUAAUUUAUUUCCAUAUAAACCAGUAAAAAUUAUCAAUUUUUGGUAUAUGGAUUAUUCAUCCAGAAACUAAUAGUAAUUUGUAAUUAUCAGACUGUAGUGCCUGCAGAAAAGUGUGCCUCAGACAAUGAGUUUUUUGUUAAAGUAGAACAGAUAUAUUUUUGUAGCCCUAAAAAGGAGAGGUCAUUAAAUAAUAUUAUAUUAUGGUCAACUAUUAUCUGUAAACUUAGAAAAGGAGUAUAAAACAAUAUUAAUUACGUAUUGAUAAUGAUAACUACAGUUUAUGAUAAAUACAAUUUUAUAUCCAAAUAUCUCAUUAAGGUUAGUAACUACAACCGGAUGGUAGAAUUAUAACUGUUGUUACAAUGAGAUACAUGUUUCUCCCUUGUCUGUGAUUUGUACUGUUGUAAUUAUGUACUCAUACAAUAGUACUCACAACACAUAAUACUCAUAUGUUAUGUAAUAUUUUACUAUAAUUACUGAUUUUACCUCAUGAAAUUACAUCUGUAUUUUAACUGUACACUUAAAAUAUUGCAAAUUUACACAAGUAUUAUUUACAACAAACAAAAACGUAAAUCUAAUACAUUUUAGUUCUCUACAACAAAGAGGUUUAUCAUCGUAAUUAUAAUAUAUUUAAAGUUUUUUUCAUGUUCUAAAGAUUAACUGUUUGUAUUAAGCAUAUUUUAUUUCUUCAAUGCAAUAUUGUAAGCUGUGCUGUUUGUAUAUUUUGUUCAAAUGUGGAUGGUUGAGGUUAAGUAUAACCAAAUAGUCUUGUGUAUCUUAUUGUGUAUUUAUAUUUUAUUGUUUUGUUACUACUUUCAUAAUCUGACUUUUCCAUAUAUUGUAUAUAAAGUUUUUAUUACUCUUCAAAUAAAAGUCUGUUUAAACUGAA
Molecule: messenger RNA, 7057 nt
Organism: Homalodisca vitripennis (glassy-winged sharpshooter)
Lineage: Eukaryota; Metazoa; Arthropoda; Insecta; Hemiptera; Cicadellidae
Product: vacuolar protein sorting-associated protein 41 homolog
Exons: 19
Coding region: 126-2720 (864 amino acids)
Biological process (GO): vesicle-mediated transport; macroautophagy; endosomal vesicle fusion
Cellular component (GO): late endosome; HOPS complex
Molecular function (GO): protein binding
Source: RefSeq, a predicted model, not a curated record